CUACCUUUCUAGUGUUAUUGGACUCCUGCUGUGUGUUGGCAGUACUCCUAACAGAAACACGUUUUUUUUAAUUGAAAAUAUUAUGAGAUGAGACAAAAAAUAAUAUUUGAGGAACUUUUUGAAGAUGCCUCCACCCUAAAGGUGCUGUGUAUUACAUAACAUUAUAUUAUAUAUUCAGACAACCUUUUUUUUAAAAUUGAUCUCACCCAACCCAAUUCAUAAACAUAAUCUCUCUCGAGCCUUCUUAAGCGCCGCCCAUAUCUGCUGCCCGCAGAGCUGAACCUAUCGCACCCCGGCAGAUUUAAACACACUGAGUGAUCGAGAACACACGGGGCGGAGCUACACCCCGAACCCAGGCUGGACGGGAAAAUAAAGAAGGUGGCAAAGCAAUCGCACUGAAAUCGUUAUCACAGUGGACGAGUGUAUGUUUUCUACGUUGAACAGUCCAAUUUGAAAACGUGAAAUGAGACUCAGGUCUCAAAAGACCAUUACGCCUCCCUGCUUGGAGCUGCCGAGAAGCACCCGCCGACAGUCCAACAAAGCGAGACAAACCAGCUUAUCAUGGACCGAAAGCCCUCUUCAAACCAAGGUUACAGAGACCUUGGAUAAUGACUCCCACUUCUUAUACGACCAAAUCCCACCAAUAACAAGGCGACCGCUGCUUCGUGGUCGGCCAAGGAAGAGAGCCAUCGCUGUCGAUGAUGGAGAAUCUGAAUUGGGCUUCAAGACUCCCACCAGGUCCAUCAUGCAACAUGAGUGCAUUCUGUCAGAGAUCGACCCAGUGUCACCUCGCAAUGCAACAUCCAGAAACAUUUACUCGCCCAUUGUGCGUUUCCUCACACCAACCAAAGAGAACGUGAAACGUGAAGGUUCUGGAAAUGUGCUGAUGAGCCCAGAACAAGGUGUGUUUGGAUUUGGCUCAAUUGACCUAUUGGCUGGAGAAGAGGAUGAGGACAUCUUCAGUCCCUCAACAUUCAUCAAAAACAUUCCAUCGCAAUCGCAACAUUCCCAACCCCAAAUCACAGAUAUUCCCCCCAAGACCAGGAGCACCCCUGAGGCCACACUUGUGGUCGAUCUGGAGGAGACCCUGAUGUUCAGCUCUCUGAAUGUGAUCGAGGAAGCAGAGUACACCUUCAACACAGCUUUCCAGGACAAUCAGUACAAGGUAUACAUGAUCUUACGACCACAUGUCAAAGAGUUUCUGCAGGCCAUGUCCAAAACCUAUGAGAUGUUUGUUUACACAUGUGCGAAGAAGGAAUACGCAGAGAAGAUACUGGACAUCCUGGACCCGCAGAGAAAACUGUUCCGACAUCGUCUCUAUCAGGACGACUGUGCCUGUGUUCUCGGCCACUACAUCAAAGAUCUCGGUGUUCUCGGGAGGGAUCUCGCCAAGACGGUUGUUCUGGACAACGCCCCCCACACAUACCCGUACCAUCUGAUGAACACGAUACCCAUCAAGAGCUGGUCCGGGGAGUCAGAGGAUCGAGAACUCCAAAAGCUCGUACCCUACAUGGAGAAAAUGUCUGCAGCGGAGGAUUUUCGGGAGGUGCUGAAGAAGAGGAAGGAUCAUUACCACCGGCUACUGUCGGAGGACUAACAGGACUCCACCCCUCCUCACUGAACCACUUUAUGUGACUUUCACAGCUCGUGUUUGCUUUCUUUAUGCUUUGACUAAAAGCAGUUGGAACUAGCUAACCUUUCGAAGCGGACCUGCCCUCCCUUUCCUCCCUGAUGCCUUUUAAAGGACGGCGGAUCGGUAUUUUAAACAUGCUGCUGAUCAUUCAUCACCAAAACCGUGUAUCUCCAAGACUCAUUCCACAGGGCAAUAAACUGCUGCCCAGUCUUUGUAUAUAUUUAAAAAAUAUGAUUUUGAGAGUUGUGAUUGUUUUUGAUUUAUUUAUUGAUUAUAUAUCUAAUCAACUGCUUAGUCUCUGUAUAUUUUAGAAAUGUUUUUUUAAUGCGAUGAAAUCACCCUGGUAAUAAAUGGGGAAAAUAAAGUUCUCCUGUCACUCCACUGGCUUUACUUCCA
Messenger RNA from Eleginops maclovinus (Patagonian blennie), 2029 nucleotides. RefSeq names its product CTD (carboxy-terminal domain, RNA polymerase II, polypeptide A) small phosphatase like 3 (gene ctdspl3). The record is from RefSeq and is a predicted model, not a curated record. Gene Ontology annotation, molecular function: phosphoprotein phosphatase activity. The coding region runs from base 464 to 1597 and encodes 377 amino acids. The transcript has 11 exons. NCBI's taxonomy places the organism in Eukaryota, Metazoa, Chordata, Actinopteri, Perciformes, Eleginopidae.